CAGUGAUGGCCGCUUCCAUGACAUUAAAGGGAAACGGUAUUUGCUGCAGAAGCGCUACAGGAAGCAGAGUGAACACCACAGACUGCUGCACAUUAACACAUGAGAUGACUCUCUAAAAACAGACAUCCAGCUCUCGCACGAUAGGAAAUUAAUCAAUUCACAGCAUACGCAAUUCAAUUUGGGAGAGUUGGAAAUGGAGAAACAGCAGUUGUCUGGUUCGGACACUCCGGUGUUGCCUCCAGUGCCCAGAAAACCACAAACCCUCGGAGGAGGAAAUCCUGCAUCUCGACAAGACAGCGUUAAUUCAUUAGACAGCCCCACUGGAUCUCAUGUGGAGUGGUGUAAACAGCUUAUAGCAGCUACUAUCUCCAGCCAGAUCUCUGGCACUGUCCCUCCAGAAGCCGGGACCCACGAGUGCAAGGUUGGGAAGAAGAUAGAUUUCAGGGUAUCCAGGAGGCCUAACUUGAGGUUUCAGGACUCUGGUGAAGAGCAUGUCUAUCAGUGUGACAGUAACUCUGAGCUGCUGUCUCAUACUCUGGCAAUAUUUAGGAAUGUACGAAGACAAGCACCCAUAGACGAAGUGCCACUGGUUCCUGGAGAGACAAUCAAAACCACUGUUAAAGACGUGAUGUAUAUCUGUCCUUUCACUGGAGCUGUGACAGGCACGCUGACAGUCACGGACUACAAACUCUACUUCGUCAGUCUUGAAAGGGAUGUUCCUUUUGUGCUGGAUGUGAACCUUGGUGCCAUCAGCAGGCUAGAGACUAUCAGUGUACAGAGUCAUGGAGAGGAUACUAGUGGCAUGGAAAUUGUCUGUAAGGAUAUGAGAAGCCCCAGGUUUGCAUAUAAAAAAGAAGAGCAAAGUAAGCUGGAAAUUAUGGAGACAUUGACCAAGCAUGCCUUCCCUCUGUCAAAUGACCUGCCACUCUUUGCUUUCCAAUACAAUGAAGAGUUUCCAGAGGAUGGAUGGAAGGUUUAUGAUCCAAUGGCAGAAUAUAAGAGAAUGGGUUUGCCGAAUGAGAGCUGGACAAUCAGUAAGAGUAACAGUAAUUAUGAAGUAUGUGACACCUAUCCUGCUUUGCUUGUUACCCCGUCCAGCAUUAAAGAUGACGAGAUGAAACGAGUGGCCUCUUUUAGAGCUAAACACCGCAUACCGGUCCUCUCAUGGAUCCACCCAGAAACUCAAGCCACUAUAGUGCGUUGUAGUCAGCCUAUGGUGGGCCCGACAGACCGCCGGUGUAAGGAAGAUGAGCACUACCUGCAGACCAUCAUGGAUGCCAAUGCACAGUCACAUAAACUCACCAUAUUUGAUGCUCGCCAGAAUACUGUGGCUGAUAAUCACAAGGCUAAAGAUGGAGGUUAUGAAAAUAAGAAUUUCUACCCCAACAUGGAGCUAAAUUUCCUGGAGAUACCAAACAUUCAUGUUAUGAGAGAGUCUCUGCGUAAGCUGAAGGAGGUGGUUUAUCCCUCCAUUGAUGACCCCCACUGGCAUUCAGGCAUAGAUGCCACACACUGGCUGGAGUACAUCCGGCUUUUGCUAGUGGGUGCAGUGCAGAUUGCAGAUAAGGUGGAGUCCAGUAAGUGCUCUGUGGUGGUGCACUGCAGUGAUGGCUGGGAUCGCACAGCUCAGCUUACCUCUCUGGCCAUGCUGAUGCUGGACUCCUACUAUAGAACUCUCAGGGGUUUCCAGGUGCUGCUGGAGAAGGAAUGGAUCAGCUUCGGACACAAGUUUGCUGCGCGUGUUGGUUAUGGUGAUGAAAAUCAUGCAAACUCUGAGCGCUCUCCUCUUUUUGUGCAAUUUAUUGACUGUGUUUGGCAAAUUAUGAGACAGUUCCCUUCUGCAUUUGAAUUUAAUGAGCUCUUCCUCAUCACCACACUGGACCACCUCUACAGCUGUCUAUUUGGUACAUUCCUUUACAACAGUGAACAGGAGAGAGUUAAAAAGGCAUUUAACAGUAAGACAGUGUCUUUGUGGUCCUACAUCAAUAGCCAACCUGAGGACUUCAUCAACCCGUUCUACUUGGAAUAUGAAAACCAUGUGCUGUACCCCCUGGCCAGUCUCAGGCAUUUAGAGCUGUGGGUUGGAUACUAUGUACGCUGGAACCCCCGUAUGAGACCACAGAUGCCUGUACACCAGAACCUGAAGGAGUUGCUGUAUUUGCGUGCAGAGCUUCAAAGGAAGGUAGAUGAGUUACAGAAAGAAGUAUCUUCAACACGCUCUAUCUCCUCUUCUUCAGAGCACACAUACUCUCCCUCACAUGGCACACCCCUACAUACCAGUGUUUAAAAAAUAUGCACAGGUUGUGUAGAAUAAUCUUUAGAUGACAGUAAACAUAUUAAUGUGAGACAUCCACCUGUUUUUCCUUUAUUCUCACUGGAAAAUGCUUAGGGUUGAAUGUAUAGAGGCCCAGCAUUUAUUACACACUCAGGAGAAAGCUUGCAUUCACUGCAAAAACACCCAAAAUUAAGUGAUAAUUUUGAUAAUUUUCCUUCUAAUCAGAUAAUCUGAGAAGCUUUUGAUCGUAGUUGAAAUUAUUCAGGUUAUAUAAAAUAGCCCAGUAUUUCAACUUGCACGUUUUAAUUCCAGUGUUUGAUUUGUAAAUAUGCUCAAAUUGAAAUAAUUUAUUGGUAUGUUGCUGAAGUAAUUUGAGUGUCUUUUCCUUUUUUUUUAUAGUCCCAAUCUUUCUCCAUGUGUGCUUUGGUAUUGAUAUUUUAUUCUUGUCUUUGUCACCUCAGCCUUCCUCUGUGCCAGUAACAGUUAUGACCUAUUAAAAUGUACCUCAGUUUUAGUUAUUUUAUACAUUUUACAAAACAUUUAUUGUUGUUAAGAUAAGUGCUUUCCUCUAACUAUGAACUUGCAUUGUGUUUUCAGGUCUUUUAGGUUGGUAGAAUAAGGUAGGAUAGUUUUUUUUAUUUAUUUUUAUUAUGUCAAAUGCAUUAUUUAUUAUGUUGAAGGAGAGAAAACUACAGUUGUGAUACUGCCGUUUUGGAACAACAUAUUGUAUUUUCUCGUGUAUUACGUGCUCGAAAUAUCAGUGAGUGCAGGAGGUAGUGUUUUUACUAGCAUGCUUCUAUGCACACUUUACCCUAUACUACUGAAAUGUAUGUUUACAUUACUGAAUGUAAAAUAGGGACCAUCAGAUCCUCACCCCCCAGAUGAUUCUAUUACUGUAUAUAUUUAGUAAUAUAUGUAAAAAAGACUGGUGAAACUUUGAAUUACUGUUGGAACUCUUUAAUAUUGAACUAGAAGCCUUUAUCUUCAGUUAAAAGUUGCCAACGUUUUGGACAUCCCCUUAUUGUUAUGUAUUUACAUUCACUGAGCACUUUAUUAGUCUCAGUAAAGUGCCUGAAAUGGUCUUCUACCCAUCCACCUCCAGGUUCGACGUGUUGUGCUAUUCUACUUACUGCAAUUGUACUUUUGUACAGUAACUCAGAUAAACACUGUACUCAGUGUUUAUCUGAGUUACUGUAGCCUUUCUGUCAGCUCGAACCAGUCUGACCAUUCUCUGUCCACAUAAUGCUGCUCAAUGGCUAUGUUUUGUUUCUGGCACCAUUCGGAGUAGACUCUAGAUACUGUUGUGUGUGAAAAUCCCAGGAGAUCAGCAGUUACAGAAAUACCCAUCUGGCACCAACAAUCAUGCCACGAUCCAAAUCACUGAGAUCACAUUGUUCCCCCAUUCUGAAGGUUGAUUUGAACAUUAAUUGAAGCUCCUGACCCAUAUCUGCCUGAUUUUAGUCAUUGCACUGCUGCCACAUGAUAAGAUAAUCACUUAAAAAAGUAGGUGUAAAGGUGGUCCUAAUAAAGUGCUCAGUGAGUGAAUAUAGUGUGGUAAACAAUUCAGAUAAAUGCAGCAGCUUAGGCCAUGCAUCUGAAGAACAUGACAAUUAUUGUUAUAAAAACCUGAUUACUUGUAACCUUAACAAUGCACCUUUAAAAAUGUAUUUUUUAUUUUUCUUCCUUGAUGAGUGUAUUUUUGUAUUCAUACCUCUUGUUUGUUUGUUUUUUACCUACACAAUAUGUCCAUGUCAGAUUGGAAGAAAUAUGACUUUCUUGAAGAGAAAUAAAUGAAUCA
Molecule: messenger RNA, 4073 nt
Organism: Xyrauchen texanus (razorback sucker)
Lineage: Eukaryota; Metazoa; Chordata; Actinopteri; Cypriniformes; Catostomidae
Product: myotubularin-related protein 1-like
Exons: 18
Coding region: 194-2287 (697 amino acids)
Biological process (GO): dephosphorylation
Molecular function (GO): phosphatidylinositol-3,5-bisphosphate 3-phosphatase activity
Source: RefSeq, a predicted model, not a curated record